UGUUGAUUAGUGAACUUCCAGAUGAUUGUUUGCUCACCAUUUUUGAUUAUUUGAAUAAUUUGGAUGAUUUAAUAAACUGCUAUAAAGUGUGUAUCAAGUGGAGUCACUUAAUUGCUAAGCGAACCAAAAAAGUUAAAUAUUUGAUUGCAGGCUAUAUGGAGAAUGAUAAUUGUGUUUAUUAUGUUAAAAGUCGAACAACGGAAAUGUUUGAUGGAACCUGUUUAAGCACAUUAUUUCAGAAUUUGAUGAUUAUUGAAAUGACGUCUUAUAAUUUUGGUAGAAAAGUAAAACGCAAAGAUAUUGUCGCAUUGGUCAAAAAUCAAAAAUCUUUGAGAGGAUUAACUGGAGAAUAUCUAGAAUGCCUAUCCGAAUAUUGCGAUAACCUCGAAAUGAUUCACUGCGAUUUCUUUGAGGCAAGCAUUCAACAUAAUGGUUCCAGUAUAAAACAAUUGUAUGAUUUCGCUUACUUCCAAAAAGGCGCACAUUAUGUCCCAAAUCUUGAAAGAUUAAAUUUCGAAGGUUCAUCCCAAUGCUACGAUGGUCCAGUACUGGAAAAGCUUAAAAUAGUUGAAUUGUGGACAACAGGGGGAAGUUGGGGCUCAAAGAUAGAUUACAGCUCCAAGUUCAUGGAUUUCUGUCCAAAUUUACAAAGUGCACAUCUUUUAGUGGGUUCUAAUCGCUUUUUUGUUGAUGAAACCAUAAAAAACGAAUGUUUGCAAGAUUUAGUUUUAGAUGCUGUACAUGUUGGCCUAAAGAACUUGAAUGAUUUGAGAAGGUUGCUCAUGAAAUAUCCAAAUCUCAAACAUCUUUCGUUGAGGAGAGUAAGUAAAUUAAAAGAUGAACAUAUCGAGAAAAUAGUUUACAUUUUACCUAAUUUGGUUCUAUUUGAUGUUAAUGAAUGUAUAAGAGUGACGCAAAGGGCUGCUGAUUAUGUUCAAAAUCAUUGCAAACGACAUGGAAGAUCAAUUAAGUUUUACUUCUACGAGAAUCGCCAUGAAAUCGAAUCAGAUUGGCCUCAGCUAUCCACUAAAAGCGAAAAAAUUUGUCGAGGCUUUGAUUUUAUGAAACAUUGCUUUCUGAAAAAUUUUAGUAACCUUCCGCAUUUCUUGAUUCCUAUUGAUUAUUAAGUAUCACAUACUUAUGAAUCUAUUUGUUAUUUUUCACCUCGGAUGCCCAUUCGAAGAUCUUGAGAUCAAUCUUAAAUACUGAUGGCUUGAAGAGCAAAUAUUGAUUGAAUAUUUAAGGCCAAAUCGGAAAAAUCGAAUGAAUUUCACUAUUUUAAUUAAUCAUUUGAAUUCAAUAAUAUCAAAACUGUCAAACACUUUUGGGUUUGCUUAAAAUAUUCAGAAUAUUAAAAACUUUCCGAUACAUCGAAAUCCUAUUAUAUGAUUACAAAGUUGCGGCAAAACUUGGUCCGUGUUAAGACAAUCAAUAGCAAAUAGAGAAAAAACAAAAACAAACCAACUGUUUUGUCAUGUGAUUUUUAGAUAUCAUUUUUUUAUUGAAUAACCAGUAGUGUCUUUACUGUUCAUUUUUUCAUAUUAAAUACGAAUUUUGAUUGAAUAGUGAUUAAUUUAGAAUAAAGCUCAGCAAAGAAACAUCUGAGCUCAAAGAAAAUAAUUUUAGAUUUCAACAUUGAUCUUCAAAUAUUUGUGUCAAAUCACGCGCGUCGGAGUAUCUCAUUCUUUUUGCUGUUUUGCUGGUUUUGUGUUUUACUGUUCGCACAAACGUUGUUUUACUGUUCUUGUUUAAUGGACCACAAACUUAUGCCACAAAAGUUUUAAUUCCACGUGUUUAGUUCAAUAUUUUUAUUUAACGUAAAUUUUUCUUGUUAAAUUUAAUUAUCUAUUUAUCUACAUACUUUUCGAGUAAUGUCUGUUCAAGCCAUCAGAUUGUGUUCUUUAUUACUUAAAGAAUACUUUGGUGAGAUUAUUUCCAAUGUUGGUAAAACUGUGAUGGAUCUCGAACAAGCGCCAUUGAAAUUGAUAUGGACUGAGUCGAAGGAGAAAUUGAAAAAUUGUAAAAAGGCUUUGACUGUCCUCAUCAAACAUUGUUUAGUAACUAUUCAUAAAAAUUCUGAUGGAUUAACAGAAUACAAAGCUGAACCACAGAGAAUUUUGUACCUAUUGAGGUAUCCCAAGUAUAUUUAUAUUGCCAAGAGAGAGUUUGGUGACUUUGGUGAGCAAAUAAUUGAGGAAAUUUUAAUGGAAGGAAUCUUGACUGCCGAUGAUAUAAUCGAAAAAGUGUAUAACCGGAUGAAGAACUCUAGUGAAAAUAGAGUGGCUGAUGAUAACUUUCGAACUUUGACUAACAUUAGCGAAGUUCUAGUCGAAAUGAUUAAAGCAAAAUAUAUUAUAAGGGCUUGUGUAAUAUCCAAUGAAAGCAAUGAAUCCAUUUGGUUUCCAAGUAACAUAGAAGAAGAUGAAGAUGUCAAGGAUAUUCAACAAAUUGCAACCAAAUUUUCAGUAAAGUUAGAAGACAAUGAAUCUUUGGAACCUGUAUCCAAAAGACGUAAAAAAGAUCCAGUGAAAUCAAAAGAAGACGUUUAUUACGUGGUUAACUCUGAUCAAUUUCAUCUUUAUUUGCGUGAUAUGACAAUUCUGGAGGGUUUGAAAACUCAUUAUGAUGAUGAAAAAGCAGCUCAGCUGGUUCUUGUAAUGCUUCGAUUAAGUCAAGCCCACUUGUGGGCUAAAGAAACAGUGGUAAUAACUAAAACUGAUAUCGUUGAAGAUCUUUGUCCUAAGGUGAUGAAGAAGGGUAAAUUGCCAAAAGAGAGCUGUUCCACAUUAUUUUCCACCAAGGAAGAUAUCGAAGAAUAUCUUACAUUUGUUAUUGAAGAUAACAGUCGUUUUGUUGUGAAAGUUGAUGAAAGAUCUGGCGUAGGAAUGUACCGAGUAAACAUCAUGAAAAUUUAUGAAGAAUUGAUCCAUUCAUCUUUAGCAUCUAUUGUAAGUGAUCGUUUUGGAUCCCAAUGUGGUCGAAUUUUUCGAUUAUUGUUAACCAAAAAAUAUCUUCAUCAAAAACAAAUUGAAGAGCUUGCUAUGGUUCCUGCUAAAGACGCUAAAGAAUGUACAUAUAAUCUGAUGACGAAUAAUUUUAUACGACUGUUGCAAUACCCAAAGGGAUCUGAAUAUGCUCCUGCCCAUACUUAUUUUAUUUUUAACGUUGACUUGGAAGAAAUCGUACGUAGCACGAUCGAACGCUGUUAUCAGGCCAUUUUUAAUUGUAUUAUACGACGCAAUCAUGAAAACGAAGUGCAUAAAAUUUUAAUAGACAGAAAAACAUUCAUCGAUGCUGUUAUAACCAAUCUAAGGCUAAACUCAGGUGAUCAAGCAGACGUUGAGCCACAAAUUGAAGAGCUAAACCAAUCUUUUUCAACCCAUGAUAAAGAACUACUUGAACGGCUCAAAAAACUCUCUCAUCGCUUAGAAUUAUGUGAACUUCAAGUCGAUGAUACUUUAUUCUUGUUUCAAAGUUGGUUAUCAAUCAGUCUUUAUGGUUGAAAAAAAAUCGCCAAAAAUUAACUAUCAAAUUGAUAAUUUGGACUUUAAAAUCAAUUUUAUACUCGUUCUUAAUUCAAUUCGGAUUAAAAAACAUCCAAAAACAAAAA
Tetranychus urticae (two-spotted spider mite) is the source of this 3610-nucleotide messenger RNA. NCBI's taxonomy places the organism in Eukaryota, Metazoa, Arthropoda, Arachnida, Trombidiformes, Tetranychidae. The record is from RefSeq and is a predicted model, not a curated record.